AUGGCCUGGAGGACCUCAACAACAGAUCCCGCAGACAAAACAUACGCAUCAGGGGCCUACCCGAAUCAGUCCUACCACAGAACAGAAGCACUGCACGACAAAGGCCGCAUAACACGAACUAACACGGACUCACCAACAAGCAAAAAGCCCACACAG
Molecule: messenger RNA, 156 nt
Organism: Pelobates cultripes (western spadefoot toad)
Lineage: Eukaryota; Metazoa; Chordata; Amphibia; Anura; Pelobatidae
Source: the annotation of a GenBank genome assembly